GCAAGGUGGCCGGCACAUCUGCAUGUCUGGCGUUGGUAGCGCGUGUGUGAGGACGGUCUGCUCCGUGCGGAAUGAAUCCGAAAACAAAGCGAAGUUGGGAAGAAGAGAAGAGAAGCGGAGGCCAGGGGGAGGGGUUACGCACGGCGAACGUCAGCGUUGAUGUGGAGCGGCGCACGGCUGUCACAGCAGUCAGUGUGAUGAAGAUUGGCAGGCAGGUGUGGCUGUGAAGUAAUCCCAGGAUGCACCAUGCCUCACCCACUCCUGCUGUGACGAUGAUGUCAUACCCAGACGGCCCGCAGAUGACGGGGGCCACUCCCCAGCACUCGAGCCCUCAGCCAGCCCAGCUGCCCCCCUCCUCCUCCCCGGACAGCGUCUCACUCGACCUCCAACUCGAGGUGGACAAGCAGGCCAUCUACAGACACCCCCUCUUCUCGCUCCUGGGGCAGUUGUUUGAGAAGUGUGAGCGGGCCACCCAGGGCUCCGACUGCAUCACCUCGGCCAGCUUUGACGUGGACAUACAGACCUUCGUCCGUCAGCAGGAGCUCGAGCACAAGCCCUUCUUCAGCGAAGACCCAGAGCUCGACAGCCUGAUAGUGAAGGCCAUCCAGGUGUUGCGUAUCCAUCUCCUGGAGCUGGAGAAGGUGUGUGAGCUGUGCAAGGACUUCUGCCAGCGCUACAGAACCUGCAUCAAGACCAAGAUGCACAGCGACAACCUGCUGAAGGGCGACCUCCCUGAACUCUACUCGCCCUCUCAGGGCAGCUUCAUCCUGCAGCAGGACCUCCUGCGGAGCUCCAUCUCCUCCUCCCCCCCCACCAGCCCCUCCGGCCUGGGCUCCAUGCAGCAAACUGAUGUCACCAUGACGACCAUCAGCCCUUCGGACAUGGCAGGAGGAGGAGCCUCGUUUCAGCCAAUCACCAUGCUGACGACCCAAGGGCAGCUGGAGCUGAACCUGUCCUCACUGUUGGAGUCCAAAGUGAGGAAGUCCAAAGCGAAGAGGGGUGUGCUGCCCAAACGCGCCACCAACAUCAUGCGCUCCUGGCUCUUCCAGCACCUCGUGCAUCCUUACCCUACAGAGGACGAGAAGAGACACAUCGCCACUCAAACACGCCUCACUCUACAGCAAGUCAAUAACUGGUUCAUCAACGCUCGGCGAAGGGUCCUCCAGCCCAUGUUAGAUGCCAGUAACCCUGACCCCGCCCCCAAGGCCAAGAAGAUGAAGUCCCAGCAUCGAUCCACCCAGCGCUUCUGGCCCCAUCCCCUAGCAACGGGGACCUCCGCCCGAGCAACAGGCCAGGCCCCCAACACCUCAGAGGGUUUAGGGACAGGGGAGGGGGCUCGGGCACUGAGGUCGGAGUCAGCCAUUCUGGCGAUGAGACGGGCCCUACUGGAGGAAGAUGAGGAAGAUGAGGAAGAGGAGGACCUCUCCGGUGAUGAAUAUGAGUUUGAGGGGUUGGAGGAAGAGGAGGAGGAAGAAGAGGAGGAGGAGGAAGAGGAGGAGGGCGGAGAGAGGAGGAGGAGGAGGAGGAGGACCUGAGCGACCUCUCCGGUGAUGAAUAUGAGUUUGAGGGGUUGGAGGAGGAGGAGGAGGAGGGCGGAGAGAGGAAUCAGCACUAUGACAGUGUGCGGUCCUCAAAGCCAGGCAACCGGUGUAACGGGGAGUAACACAUCAUCUCAGGAGUGGAUAUGAGCAUGUGACACUCGUACGGCCCCGCUGACACACACAUGCAUACACACACACACACACACACACGCGCACGCCACGCACGCACGCACAAACACACACACA
Clupea harengus (Atlantic herring) is the source of this 1787-nucleotide messenger RNA. RefSeq names its product homeobox protein PKNOX2-like. Gene Ontology annotation, biological process: regulation of DNA-templated transcription. The record is from RefSeq and is a predicted model, not a curated record. Gene Ontology annotation, molecular function: DNA binding. Lineage: Eukaryota; Metazoa; Chordata; Actinopteri; Clupeiformes; Clupeidae.